Sphenostylis stenocarpa is the source of this 1032-nucleotide messenger RNA. Lineage: Eukaryota; Viridiplantae; Streptophyta; Magnoliopsida; Fabales; Fabaceae. The record is from the annotation of a GenBank genome assembly.
AUGGAGAAGGCACAAAUGCAGGUCCCAAGAGUUAAACUGGGCAGCCAAGGCUUAGAGGUUUCUAGGUUGGGCUUUGGAUGUGGAGGAUUAUCUGGAAUUUAUAAUGCUCCCCUCUCACAUGAAGAAGGAUGUUCAAUCAUUAAAGAAAUAUUCAAUAAGGGUGUCACCUUCUUUGAUACAUCGGAUCUUUACGGAGAUAAUCAUGAUAACGAAAUCAUGGUUGGCAAGGCUUUAAAACAACUUCCCCGAGAAGAAGUCCAGUUGGCUACAAAAUUUGGUAUUACUGUAUCUGAAGGGUUGGUUUUCGGGGUAAAGGGUACCCCUGAAUAUGUGCGACAGUGCUGUGAAGCUAGUCUUAAGCGGCUUGAUGUGGACUAUAUUGAUUUAUUCUAUCAACACCGAGUUGAUACUUCAGUGCCAAUUGAAGACACUAUGGGAGAGCUCAAACAGCUGGUAGAUGAGGGAAAGAUAAAAUAUAUUGGGUUAUCCGAGGCUAAUGCUGACACUAUAAGGAGAGCUCAUGCUGUUCAUCCUAUUACUGCGUUGCAAAUGGAGUAUUCCUUGUGGACCCGUGACAUUGAAGAAGAAAUAAUUCCACUCUGCCGAGAACUUGGGAUUGGAAUAGUGGCAUACAGCCCUCUCGGUCGUGGCUUUUUUGCAGGAAAGGCUGUGGUAGAAACUUUGCCUAGUCAGAGCCUGCUGACAAUGCAUCCCAGGUUCACUGGAGAAAAUUUGGAGAAGAACAAGCUUUUCUAUACACGACUUGUGGACUUGGCUUCCAAGCAUGCUUGCACUCCUUCACAAUUAGCCUUGGCGUGGCUUCUCCAUCAGGGAAAUGACAUAAUCCCUAUACCUGGGACUACUAAACUGAAGAACUUUGAAAACAACGUUGGAUCUGUGACUGUGAAGCUUACAGAUGAGGAUUUGAGGGAAAUCUCUGAAGCAUUUCCUGAUUAUGAAGUUGCUGGUACACGAGAGUAUGGUAUGUUAAGCAACUACACAUGGAAGUUUGCAACAACACCACCGAAGUAA